GACCAGCGGACUGCGUUAAAACAUCCUCCAGCCAACAUGCCUCAAGCUCAGAGCCUUCAAUCAAGCAGGCUGACCCUCUCUGAAACAAGCUUGGAGUCCUUUCAGAAGAGGAAGAGGAAAUCCAUAAUAGUGACGGUGUUGCUGUUCAUCGUAUCCAUACUCAUUCUCAUCUUUGGCCUGGCAGCGACCACCAGGGCGCAGAACAUCACAGUGGGCGGCUACUACCCAGGAGUCAUUCUGGGCUUUGGCUCUUUUCUGGGAAUUAUCGGCUCUCAUUUGAUAGACAACAAGAGGCAAAUGUUAGUGGCAUCUAUUGUCUUCAUCAGUUUCGGAGUGGUGGCUGCCUUCUGCUGCGCGAUUGUCGAUGGAGUGUUUGCUGCGAGGCAUAUUGACCUCAGGCCUCUGUACGCCGGCCGCUGUGAGUAUCACUCAAGUGAGACUUCACCUGAACGUGAUGUGCCCUGUCAGACAUCAUCGCGAUCGUCCUGUAACCUGCGCGUGAAGGGCAACACCUGUUACUGCUGCGACCUCUACAACUGCGGGAAAGAACAUCCUCUUAUGGGACUUCAGAAUAAAGAUGUUUUGAAAAAGUUUAGGAAAUCAUCCAUGAUUUGGAAGUCCAGCCGUGUCGAGUUCAUUGGCGGCUACCACGAAUACACAGAUGUGAAGAGCUGCCAAGACGUGGUGUACCUCUAUCACCUGCUGUGGUCCGUCACAAUCCUGAACAUCGUCGCCCUCUUUCUGGGCAUCAUCACCGCGGCAGUGCUGGGAGGCUUCAAAGACCUGAUUCCCUCUGCUGCCUCAGAGACUACAUCUGAACCAGAGGCCAUCACAGCUCCAGUCCCCCCACAGCCUCCUCCACCCACCACCACCAUCAACUCAUAUUACAACACUGCCCCCUGCCUGCCGCCUUACACUGCUCACGACAUGCAGGGCUCCUGCCUGUUCCCCGACUCCUCAGGUCUUUCAGAUGACUCCCAGUCAGGAGCCAGCCACCUGUGGCCCACUAUGAUCCCUCCCCGCUACUCUCCUCCUCACAACCAUCCCGACGAGAAGCCUCCGCCGUACAGCCCGUAAGGCGGCUACCAGCAGAGACGGGCGCCUGAAACAACGACGGGUGUUUUCGGAUGCGGACUUGAGUGGUUUGAAUGCACAAUUCCUCCGAGCUUUUUCUCACAAUCUUUUUUAAAAAACGGCGUUGAAGAAAAGGUGGCGAGGAAGAGGAUGACGACCACGGAGCACACUCACUUUGAGUUCGACCCAAAACAACGAGCGUUUGUCUCCCUGGGCAGCGCUCACACUCACGCCUGCACUGUGCGCGUGCGUGCGUCUACACAUCAUGAGAGCCACCUGGAUCAACGCCAGGAUUGUUUACACAUCUAUCUGCCUUAACGCAAACAGGCUUCCAGCGCUGCAGCUCUUGGUCUCCUGGACUUCUUCUGUUCCAGGUCCACAACUCUCCUCCACCUCAUGCUUUGUUCUUUACCUCUCUUCAGGUCAUACUGUAAAUGCUGUGAGGAUCUGGACUGGUGCUCACAGCUCGGAACCCCGGUAACAUAAAAGCGUUGCCGUACAAAUUAAUAAUUGUAGUUUUAGGCCAAAGCAAAUGUUUCCAUGCUCGUAAUGUAUGUACAGCAGUAUGGUAAACAGAUGCUCCUUCAGCAGUUAAGACUAACGUAUAUGAACAGAUUAUGGUGUCUAUUUAUCAACUCUUCAGUUUAUGUUCUAAAACAUCUUGAUCAAUGUGUGGUGCUCUUUGCAGAGCAAUGUUUUUGAAGAAAUAAGUUAUUCUGCAGUAGAUGUUAAGGAAGGACUGUCAAGUCAAUGUGCACUUCAAACCCUAUUUAUUGUCUUUUCCAAUCAAAGCUGCCAGGCAGGCACACAUAUAUGGUCUCUCUUUGUAAGUAGUCGUAAUAUCACAUCUAUGAGUCGAAAUGUGUCGUCUCUGUCAGGCCGAGUGUGGACAGUCGGUGCUGGAUUCACUGACAUGAGGUGGGAGAUCAUGAAGAGUUGAAAGUACUGUUGAUCACGGAGGAAGAGUGAAGAAGAGCGAACUUCAGUUCAUGAGACGGGUCACAGUCAGCUUUAAUCACUGCUUUUUAUGAUUCAAACGACACAUUAUCAGGGGCUGAUUGUCAUGUCCUUUUUGUCUUGCCAUUAAAAAAAAUGUUUUGUGUAA
Messenger RNA from Cyclopterus lumpus (lumpfish), 2179 nucleotides. It is a transcript of the gene tmem255a, whose product is annotated as transmembrane protein 255A. Bases 37 to 1077 code for a protein of 346 amino acids. The record is from RefSeq and is a predicted model, not a curated record. NCBI's taxonomy places the organism in Eukaryota, Metazoa, Chordata, Actinopteri, Perciformes, Cyclopteridae. The transcript is spliced from 10 exons.